Molecule: messenger RNA, 2554 nt
Organism: Gasterosteus aculeatus aculeatus (three-spined stickleback)
Lineage: Eukaryota; Metazoa; Chordata; Actinopteri; Perciformes; Gasterosteidae
Source: RefSeq, a predicted model, not a curated record
UUAAUAUUAGUUAUGUUGCUUUGUAAUAUUUUUUUUCCCAAAUACCUCGUUAUUGACGUUAUCGAUCGGUCAAUUAAAUUAAAAGCAGCAACUGAAAAGACAAAUCUCAGUCAUUCCGCUCUAUGAAGUAAAGUAUCGUGUACUGUAGUAUUCCUUCAUCAGGAGUGAGGUAUUGUGUUGGAACCGGUGUACAGUUACUUCAACAAGAAGCGCGACACAGCGACUGGUGUUGGAUAUCCAGACGUGUGAAGGUCACACACACACUGGGUUUGUUGGCUCUAAUAAUAGUGUGGACCGGGGUCUGGAUACUGGGAGGAGGAGGAGGAGGAAGAGGAGGAGGAGGCAGAGCUCAUGUGUCUCCUGCUCGGCUCGGUCGCUUUGUGUCGUCGUCCUUCACCGCUUUGAUUUAUUUAACUUCUUUGAACUCUUCUGAAGAGCUUCUGAGCUCCUCCCUGCGGUUCCUACUGUGGUUCUUAUCUGGUUCUUGAUCCUCGUCGAUCACUUUUUAAACCUGAAGGCUUGUUUCUGGUGAGACCCGGGUGGGUCCAUGCAGCGCUACCGCCACUAUGGCACCUCCUUCCCCCCCGAACCCUCCCCAGCUCCCGUAGAGGAGAUCAGUGCCGAGGAGGAGGUGUACACUGAGGAGGAGGUUUACACUGAGGAGGAGGUGUAUGGGGAGGAGGCGGAGCCGCUGAUACAGGAGGAGGCGGAGCCUGUGGUCCAACAGACAGGUGUAAAAGAGGAGGAGGCCUCGCAGACGAAGGAGGAGGUGCAGCCCAUCGUCCAGGAGACGGGUAGGAAAGAGGGGAAGACGGCGGUGGAGAGCAAGAAUGGAAAGAGUUCAGAGCGAGGAGGAGGAGAAGGAGGAGGAGGAACCGGAACCAAGUACUCCAUGUUCACCUGGUUCGUGGUCCUGGCUCUGCUGGGGGUCUGGAGCUCCGUGGCCGUGGUCUACUUCGAGGUGGUGGACUACGACAGCGUCAUGGCCAGAGCGAAGCAGUUUCGUAUGAACUUUUCAGAAGUUCUGCAAGGCAAGCUGACGGCCUAUGACACCGAUGGAGACGGAGACUUCGACGUUGAAGACGCCAAAGUUCUGCUCGGCUUGACCAAAGAUGGCGGCGGUAGUGCGAACGCCGAGUCGCUUGAGGAGGUCCUUAAUAUUUUAGCAGAGGAGGGCUCUGAUUGGAUCUAUGGCUUCUUCACCUUCCUGUAUGACGUAGUGUCCUCGCCCGUAGAGCGGGGCGAGGGGGAGGAGGAUAAGGAGGUGAAGGAGCAAGGGAAGGAGGCGACAGCCCAGAUGCAGGAGGAGGGAGGAGGCGGCGAGACCCCCUCUGAUGCCGAGGAGGUCAAAGGGGUCGCGCUGGACCUCCAGAACCUGGAGGCCGGGAAGCCGGGCCGGUAGCUCGGCUAUGUGGUCCCAGUACCGCCUGCGAGGAUCGGACUGGGAGCCGCAGGACGACGCUCUGGUUCCCGGUGCCGGGCCCAACCGGGCCCAACUGGGCCAAACUGUCCUGAAAAUGAAAGAGGAAGCUCAACUGGACUUUCAAUAUAAAACCUUUGCUGGCUCAUGACACAUUUUCUUAUUUCUCUUUGUGUCAAAAGAUUAAGAUGAAAUGAAACUUUAAAUUUGUCAACGGAGAGAAAGAAAUGUCGUAAAUGUCACAUUUGAAAGCGGUGUUUUCCUCUGCGUUUGUGCGUUUGUUGAACCUUUGCUGAUCGCGUGGACUCUGCUGUGUGUCGACCUUUAGGUUUGUGGUGCGUUGAUGGCGUCGUGCUGAUCAACGUAAACGCAUCCACAGCAUUCCUCGUCCUGUUGUUGUUGUUGUUGUUGUUGUGAACGCUCCUCUUGUGUUUUGCUCAGAUGAGAAGAACUUAAGAGCUUCUGCUCACCGGCUGAGAAAAGGUACCUCCAAGCGUGUCUUGUUUGUGUGUCUGUGCGUUUCCUGCUCUGAUGCUAAGCUAACGGCUAACCGACCCGUCUUUUGUCAAACCGUCUAGAGGACAAGAAGGUGAAGAAGAGUCCCCGCUGACGCGGUUCUAACACCCUUUAGGUUCUCGCCUGUACUAAACGUGAGCUCUGAUCUGCUUGUUUGCGUUCGUCGUGUUGGAUUGUUCGAGCUUGACUUAACGCUCUGAAAACCGGCCGGAAAAGCAUGUUCUUCUCUUACAAACGCAUCAUCUGUGACCUUUGUGAACAUUCGAUUCUACGCGACCCAUCAAACCGUUUCAUGUUGAAUAUUUUCAGAUUCCAAAAAAAUAGAUCGAAUAAGUUGAAGUUGCGUUGAAGGAGCUUCCCCUCGGUGGAAGUACUUCCUCUUCUGUGUUCGAUGCAGAGGAAGUGAACGUCCUUAUCGUCCUCUGUAUCGUCUCCGCUUGUUGUCGUCGUCAUGGCAACCGAUGAGUUGUAACAACAUGACAGGAACAGGAAGUGUCCGUAUUUGGACUUUGGAGAAAAUGUAUUUAAAUAUUUAACUUGAAUUUCGCUGCCUGCUGGUCAUGUCCUACUCGUUUGCCUCUGCAAUACUGUGCUAUUAAAAGUGUGUUACUAAGUGAA